AUGGCGCCUGCAGCAGAGACUUCGGAGUCAGCGCUGGUGCACCCCAUCCAAGCCGUGGUUGAUCCAGAGCUGGGGUUAAAACAUGAUGCUGUGACAAGCGUGGGACCCCCAUGUGCUAAGCUCCUGGUGCUCGCGAAACGUUGUGCAGCGGUUUCAUCACAGCUUUUUGCGAAGCUGCACUUCAUGGGUUUGUUCUAUUUACUUCUGCUCGCCUGGCUGUCGCUUUACUUGCAGUUGCUGACCAAUGACGAGGGCUUCGCAAAGAUGCAAUGGUACCGUUACCUUUGCUGGGUAUCAAUCGGAGUCAAUAGCCUUGUUUUACUGGGGGAAAUGUGCUGGCGGAUUUCUUCUGGAGUCAGAGAUCGGAAAUUGGACUGCCACAUUGUCUUGCUGGCACUCUUACUGGCAGUGCAGCUUCUAAAGGAAUUCCUGCCUGAUGGCCACGCGGCAGAAAUCCAGCAUGUGGACUACGCCAUCACCAUCUCUGCUGCCUUAGCCAUGCUGGGGAGGCCUUCACUGGCGGGUGACACAGAGCUGACGGACACACAAAAACAAGACGGCAAAGCCAAGCACAAGAACAAAAAGCAGAGCAUGCUCGACGGAACCAUGCUGGGGCUUUUCUUGAUUUGGAAAGCCCAUCGCAUCGGAGUGGUUUGCUUCUUGCUGGUGGCUGUGUUGGAUGCGGUGGCCAUCCCAGCAACUGCGGCAGCAGUCAAGAAUUUGACCAACGCCGUAACAAGAGGUGAUGCCCGGGACGUGCUUUCUUCAUCCGGGGUCUACAUGGCCGUGAUUGUCAGCGCGGCACUGCCCUUCAUGAUGUUGACUUAUGUGACAGCGAUCAUUCUCGCCCAAGGACUCGUGAGACUGCAGACCAAGAUCAGCGAACGCAUGAUCUACAUGGAGUUCAACGAGUCGUCCAAGUUUUCUCAUGAAGAUUGCCAAGAUGUAUUUCGGUCGGACAUCGCGCGGAUGGAGAAACUGAUGAACAUGAUGCUGAAGCAGUUGCUCGCACCUUUCAUGAAGCUUGCCAUUGCCCUGUGCUAUGUCACCUACGUGCGAGCCGAAGUGGGGUUCUUGGCUAUGACCAUCUUCCCCUUCAUCUUCAUCACUGUCCCGGACUCGAGGUCGAAGAAGGCCUCCACAGCUUUCAAGGAUGCCACCUCCAAGGUUGCCGCGGUUUUCUCCAAUGCCUUGUCGUGCCAUUCCAUGAUCUGGCAUACUGACGCGCAGCAAGCCUGGAUGAAGGACAUCCUCCUUCCCCAUACUUCAGAGGUGAGGCGCUCGAAGCGCCGCGUGGAAUUCUGGUCUGGCGUUGUUGGAGGUUAUAUCACCCAGAUGCUUCAACUGUUCGUGGCCCUACACAUUGUCAUCUUGGCAAACAUGGCUGUUCAAGGAACGUUGACGGUGGGAGAUUUCACUGGUAUUGUGGCGCUCUUUACGCAACUUGCCUCUCCAACGACCAAACUUGGGGCGUUUGUGAAGGAAAUCACGAAGCUUUCCGGGGCCACGCAGAGUGUGGCAGAAUUCCUGGCCACAAAGAACGAACAGCCCAAAGGAUUAUUGUGGGACUGGCAGAGGAACCUCAGCCGCAACGUUAUGGGCGCCGUCUUGUUGACAAGUCCCCACAUGCCCGAACAGGGAGAGGCCGAAGUCUCUGUUGUGCCGGUGGCGCCCGGCUUCUGCCACCGAAUCCAACCAGGAUCCUUGGUAUCCUUCACCAGCGAGGAAGGUGGCCCUGUGCCUGAGUUCCUGAAGUUGUUCAACGGAUAUGGAAGCCAUGGCCUUUGUUUACGUCCCGAGAACUACAAGGGUCCGACGUGGACUGCAGUGCAACGCCUGAAGAGCCGCACGGCUGUUUUGUCAAAGGCACCAAGCAUUCUGACGGGCAGCGUCCGAGAUAACAUCUGCUUUGGCGCUGCGCAGAUCAGUGAGGAGAGGCUGCUGCAAGCCGCAAGGCUGGCUGGGCUCAAUCUCGAUGAGUACUGCAGUGAAGGGUCUGACAGGUCUGGUGGUUCUGAUGGGCCGUGUUGCCUGAACUUCUCUACGCAGCUUGGUGAACGAUGUGUCUUGGACCCGGAGCUUGCGCAACGGAUCUGCCUGGCACGGGCGAUAUACAGCAGACCUUCCCUGCUGCUCUUGGACCAAGCCACUGCUGGCUGGGCACCAGAAAUGGAAGCCAAGUUCUUCAACACGCUCCUUGCAGUACAGCAGACGGAGGACUUUGCAAACAUGUCUGUGAUCAACAACUCCUCCCACAUGACACAGGCCAUGGUCGAUGCAGGCUUCGCUGAGACCGUCUUCAAGAUGAAAGAUGGUCAUUUGGAAGUCGGAGACUGUGGUCGGACGGUGUGA
This is a messenger RNA of Symbiodinium natans, 2352 nucleotides long. NCBI's taxonomy places the organism in Eukaryota, Dinophyceae, Suessiales, Symbiodiniaceae. The record is from the annotation of a GenBank genome assembly.